UGGCGCCAACGGUGCAUUGUGGGUGAGAACCCAAGAUGGCGGCGCCCGAGCAGCAGUGCUGAUGUUCCGAGCCUGAGUGAGACUUUCUGGGACUUCUGGGACUUCGUGAGACAUUUCCACGCCAAACUUCGCACUCACCUGUCGGCCCCGACUGUCGCCGAGUGCGCGCGCUAGCUGGCUCGGCUGUGGCAGAGCGUCCGCGUGAAGAUGGGCCUGGUCUGCAGCCUCUUCCCAUAGCCAGGCGCCGCGGCUCGGCCUGCAAGCACGCCGCCGCCGGCCUCCCGCUCGACGGCCUCCUCUACCGACUGUGGACGCUGUCCUACAACCUCCUCCACGCCCUUGUCUGCGCUACCGUGUCCCUCAUCGGCCCCCGGCGGAGAGCUUUCCCGGCCAUCCUGGACAUUCCCUGCACGCCAAGGGUCCUGAUGAAAAUGGAUACGGACUUGCUUCUUUCAACUCUGGGCUUCUCGGAGGAGGAGCCUGACAUGAAUGACUGGGAGCUGCCCUUGGCCUUCAUGAAGAAACGGCACUCUGAGAAGAUUGAGGGCUCCAAGGCGCUAGCGCAGAGCUGGAGGAUGAAGGACAGGAUGAAGACUGUGAGUGUCGCCCUGGUUUUGUGUCUAAAUGUCGGGGUGGACCCCCCGGAUGUGGUCAAGACAUCACCCUGCGCUCGGUUGGAAUGCUGGAUUGAUCCUCUAUCGAUGAGUCCACAGAAAGCCCUGGAGACCAUUGGGGCAAACCUGCAGAAACAAUAUGAAAACUGGCAGCCAAGGGCGCGUUACAAACAAAGCCUGGACCCGACCGUGGAUGAGGUGAAGAAGCUAUGCACGUCGCUGAGACGCAACGCCAAAGAGGAGCGGGUUCUCUUUCACUACAAUGGUCACGGGGUUCCACGGCCCACAGUCAAUGGAGAAAUUUGGGUUUUCAAUAAGAACUACACCCAGUACAUCCCGUUGUCCAUCUACGACCUUCAAACCUGGAUGGGGAGCCCGUCCAUUUUCGUCUAUGACUGCUCUAAUGCGGGAAUCAUCGUCAAGUCCUUCAAACAGUUUGCCCUGCAGCGAGAGCAGGAGCUCGAGGUGGCCGCCAUCAACCCCAGCCAUCCACUUGCACAGAUGUCGCUGCCACCUUCCAUGAAGAACUGCAUCCAGCUCGCUGCCUGUGAGGCCAGCGAGUUGCUCCCGAUGAACCCUGACCUCCCUGCUGACCUCUUCACCUCCUGCCUCACCACACCCAUCAAGAUUGCCCUGCGGUGGUUUUGUAUGCAGAAGAGCUCCAAGUUGGUGCCAGGUGUUACGUUGGACCUCAUUGAGAAGAUCCCCGGCAGGCUCAACGACAGGCGCACUCCCCUCGGAGAACUGAACUGGAUCUUCACGGCCAUUACUGAUACCAUCGCCUGGAACGUGCUGCCCAGAGAUUUGUUCCAGAAGCUGUUUCGCCAGGACCUUCUGGUGGCCAGUUUGUUCCGCAAUUUCCUUUUAGCCGAGAGGAUAAUGAGGUCGUACAACUGCACACCAGUCAGCAGCCCACGCUUGCCUCCAACGUACAUGCACGCCAUGUGGCAAGCGUGGGACCUGGCUGUGGAUAUCUGCCUGUCUCAGCUGCCGACCAUCAUCGAGGAGGGCACAGCGUUCAGGCACAGUCCUUUCUUUGCAGAGCAGCUGACAGCAUUUCAGGUGUGGCUGACGAUGGGUGUGGAGAACCGGAAUCCUCCUGAGCAGCUUCCGAUUGUUUUGCAGGUCCUCCUGAGUCAAGUGCACAGGCUUCGGGCUCUUGACCUUCUUGGACGCUUUCUGGAUCUUGGACCCUGGGCUGUCAGUCUGGCUUUGUCUGUUGGGAUCUUUCCGUACGUGCUGAAGCUACUCCAGAGCUCAGCCAGAGAGCUGCGACCGCUGCUGGUUUUCAUUUGGGCCAAAAUCCUGGCUGUGGACAGCUCUUGUCAAGCUGACCUGGUUAAAGACAACGGUCACAAGUAUUUUCUCUCCGUGUUGGCGGACAGCUACAUGCCAGCUGAACAUCGGACCAUGGCUGUCUUCAUUUUGGCAGUUAUUGUAAACAGCUACAGCACGGGACAGGAGGCAUGUCUGCAGGGCAACUUAAUAGCAAACUGCCUGGAGCAGCUCUCGGACCCCCACCCCCUUCUACGUCAGUGGGUUGCCAUAUGCCUGGGACGCAUCUGGCAGAACUUCGACCCGGCCCGAUGGUGUGGAGUACGGGACAGUGCGCACGAGAAACUCUACAUUUUGCUGUCUGAUCCAAUCCCUGAGGUGCGGUGUGCGGCUGUCUUCGCUCUCGGUACCUUUGUGGGGAACUCUGCUGAGAGGACGGACCACUCCACCACCAUCGACCACAAUGUGGCCAUGAUGCUCGCCCAGCUCAUCAACGACGGCAGUCCCGUGGUCCGCAAGGAGUUGGUGGUCGCACUGAGUCAUCUGGUGGUCCAGUACGAAAGCAAUUUCUGUACCGUUGCCCUUCAGUUCAUAGAAGAGGAGAAGAACUACACGGUGCCGUCACCAGCUAACACAGCAGAGCCUGGUAACUUGACUCCAGUGAGAGACAGCCCAGGGAUCCCACGUCUGCGAUCUGUAAACUCUUACACCAACAUCCGUGCAGUCACCACUGCCCGCAACCUCAACAAGAGCCUGCAGAACCUCAACCUCAACGAAGAGGGUGCACCGGCAGCCUUCUCUCCUGGAAACCUCAGCACCAGCAGCAGUGCCAGCAGCACCCUGGGAAGUCCCGACAAUGACGAGUACAUCCUCUCCUUCGAGACCCUGGACAAGAUGCGACGGGUGUCUUCUUACUCCUCCCUCAACUCACUUAUAGGUGUGUCCUUCAACAGUGUUUACACUCAAAUCUGGAGAGUGCUGCUACACCUUGCUGCGGACCCUUUUCCUGAAGUGUCUGACCUGGCCAUGAAGGUUCUUAACUGCAUUGCAUACAAGGCAAUGAUGAACACUCGGCCUCAGAGGAUUCUGGAUUCUGGUUCCCUCACCCAGUCUGCACCAGCCAGCCCCACCAGCAAAGGCACUCACAUCCAUCAUGCAGGUGGAUCUCCUCCCAUGCCCAGCACCAGCAGCUCAAGUCUGACCAACGAAGUGCCCAAACCUCCCACAAGAGACCAACCGGCCACCCGCCCCCCUUACACGCCCACAAUUGGAGGACAGGCACCCCACUCCCACCAAUUCCCCCGCACUCGCAAGAUGUUUGACAAGGGACCAGAACAGGCUGCUGAGGACGGAGACGAGCCUUGUGGGCACAGAAACUACAUCAGCGCCACCCUCCAGACAGGUCUUUGUGACUGGAGUGCCAAGUACUUUGCCCAGCCAGUCACCAAGAUCCCAGAGGAGCAUGACCUGCAGAGUCAGGUGAGGAUGGAGCGGCAGUGGAGGUUUCUGAGGAACACUCGCGUCAGAAAGCAAAGUAGGAGCAUCACACAAAGAGGUGUUUCUCGGCUCGACGAUCAAAUAUUCAUCAAUCGCAAUCCCGGAGUUCCCUCCGUGGUCAAGUUCCACCCGUUCAACACCUGCAUCGCCGUGGCCGACAAGGACAGCAUCUGCUUUUGGGACUGGGAGAAAGGCGAGAGGCUGGACUACUUCUACAACGGCAACCCUCGCUACACCCGCAUCACCGCGAUGGAGUACUUGAACGGACACGACUGCUCGCUGCUGCUGACCGCAACAGACGACGGCGCCUUGCGUGUUUGGAAGAACUUUGCUGACCAGAAGAAUCCGGAAAUGGUGACGGCGUGGCAGGGCCUGUCCGACAUGCUGCCCACCACCAGAGGUCAGCCCUCCUCCACCAGCACUCACAGUUUGGCCAGAAGGGUCUCCAUCUAUCUGGACCGGAGUAAGCAAGGAGGUGCAGGCAUGGUCGUGGACUGGGAGCAGGAAACCGGUCUCCUCAUGACGUCCGGAGAUGUCCGGAUUAUCCGGAUCUGGGACACUGACAGAGAGAUGAAGGUUCAGGACAUCCCGACGGGAGCCGACAGCUGCGUGACCAGCCUGUCAUGUGACUCCCAGCGCUCCCUCAUUGUCGCCGGCCUGGGUGACGGGUCUGUGCGGGUCUUUGACAGGAGAAUGGGUCCCAAUGAAUGUCGCAUCAUGACCUACAGGGAACACAGCGCCUGGGUGGUCAAAGCCCACCUCCAAAAGGAGACCAACGGCCACAUAAUCAGCGUCAGUGUCAACGGAGACGUGCGGUUCUUCGAGCCCCGCACACCGGACUCUGUCAACGUGCUGCAGACGGUGAAAGGCUUGACGGCGCUGGACAUCCAUCCACAGGCCAACCUCUUUGCUUGUGGCUCGAUGAACCAGUUCAUCGCGCUGUACAACGCCAGCGGUGACGUGAUCAGCAACAUCAAAUACUACGAUGGUUUCAUGGGACAACGGAUCGGCGCCAUCAGCUGUUUAGCCUUCCAUCCUCACUGGCCUCACCUGGCAGUGGGCAGCAACGACUACUACAUGUCCAUCUACUCCACUGAGAAGAGGCUCAGAUAACACCCUCCCCUCCCGCCUCCCUCGCCAACACUCUGACUCGACACCUUGUAAAUCAUCUUGUACAUAUGUCAUCAGCCCCUGAAUGUUGCAGCCACGGCUGCUGACAUAUAUAUAUAUAUACAUACAUAUAUACAUAAUUAUAUUAUUAUUCCCGUUAUGAUGAAGCUAAUGAUUGUAGUGCUGAGGCGUGUGUAUAUUUAGAUAGGUCCUAUUUUAAAGAAGCGGUACCCACCAAUCAGCGAGCAUCCCUCCGUCACACUCGGUAAGACGAGUGGAAGGACUGAACGUUGGAGUCAUCUUGUAAAAAAAAACGUGAGGACCCCCCAUUGACUUUCUAAAGAGUUCAUUGUUGUUUUUUCUUCUUUCCAAGAACGACUUUUUUUGUUUCUCCAGCCAAACUAGAUAUGCAAAUGAAAAGACAGUCACCAACCCCCCCCCCCGCCCCCCUCCCCCCUCCCCCUCAGUGCCGUCCACCCGACUCUGCAUAACAACGGACCUCCGAGGUAAACAAUCCUAAAUGUGUCACUGUUACAUAAGAUGCAAUAAUGUCACUCUUCAAACGCUGGACUUUUAGGCCACUUUUACAUCUUUCCUCCUUUUUGCAUGUCCGUUUUCUUUUUUUAUGUUUGGCUUUUAUUGCCAGAAGUGGUUUAGUGUCUCUUGCUUCCCGAACCUCACUCAGGUACCGUAACAGCCUCAAGAGCACCGAGGAGCAUUCAUGUUCACGCUCGCACACAAACUUAGUUUGGCUUGUUUUUUUUUGUUUUUUUGUAAUAAUGUUUUGUUUUUGCAAUGUUUAGUCUUUAGUUGGGCUGGUGUGCCUUUGUCUGAGUGAGGUGAGUGCUAACUUUACUGUCACACACUCUUCACCCCCUUAAAUGGAAUGACGUCGCUCAUUUAGUACACACACACACACACGCUGGGACAAAAAGAUGCGUCGGCAUGUGACCUCUGCUAAGAAUGAUCAAGUUUUAGAUUUUUAGAGACUUCAAAUAGUGACAGGGGAGAUGUGCACUUUGUCCUGGUUUAUCAAACAGGUGAUGAAAUAAACAAAAUACAACCACGUA
This is a messenger RNA of Nerophis ophidion (straightnose pipefish), 5566 nucleotides long. It is a transcript of the gene rptor, whose product is annotated as regulatory associated protein of MTOR, complex 1. The transcript is spliced from 36 exons. The record is from RefSeq and is a predicted model, not a curated record. Gene Ontology annotation, molecular function: protein-macromolecule adaptor activity; protein binding. Bases 426 to 4499 code for a protein of 1357 amino acids. Lineage: Eukaryota; Metazoa; Chordata; Actinopteri; Syngnathiformes; Syngnathidae. Gene Ontology annotation, cellular component: cytoplasm; TORC1 complex. Gene Ontology annotation, biological process: cellular response to starvation; positive regulation of cell growth; regulation of autophagy.